Molecule: messenger RNA, 1420 nt
Organism: Cherax quadricarinatus
Lineage: Eukaryota; Metazoa; Arthropoda; Malacostraca; Decapoda; Parastacidae
Biological process (GO): anatomical structure development
Molecular function (GO): calcium ion binding; collagen binding; protein binding
Source: RefSeq, a predicted model, not a curated record
AAUAAACGGCCGCUAAAAUUAAUACCACAAACAUGGAGGCUGAAAUGAAGUUGAAAAGUGACACUGAAACAGUUGGUGUAUAGACUGAGCUGGUGUAUCUGACAGUACAUGCCAUGUUGUAGGCAUGGAGCAGCAUGUCUCUCAGCCCUGCUGGCGACGGCGGAGUUUGUGUUCGUAAUUUGCUAGCUUGUGUUGCUUGCUUCAGUUUUAAACUGGAUAGCAUUACAUUUGAGUAGAAGCGCUAAAGCAGCAGGGGAGGUCAUAAAGCACCCAUGAAGGGGUUGUAUACUGAAGAAAGUUCCUUCGUUAACUGACUAGAGUGAAGCUAUCCAGGGGAAUUAAACCUGCUGUGUAUACUAUAAUUUUUAAGUGGUUUGUGUGAUAAUUCGAAGUUAAUUAUCGUUUUUUUCAAUUAGGAAGAAUAAGUGUUUUGAUCAGUUGGUAAUUAACUCGACUAAUGGUAAUUAACACUUAAGCCCUGUAUGGCUGAUCUUAGAAUAAAGUUACACUCCAUUCACUUUUCCCUUUUCAUGCCUUCGUAUUAUAACCUAGUGUACAUGGAUCAUAGAGGCAGAGCGUUGAGUGCCUCUACUACAGAGUGCCAUAGUGUCUCUCACAAUGUGUUGAGUACCGAGUGAUGCAGUGUGCUACCCACAAAAUGGAAAAGAUUCCAAUGAGUCGUGGCACUAGUCAGUUCAAUGGGAAAUACGACUAUUAUUGCGACUAUACAUACGACCCUGUCCCUGGAUACACAGAGUUCGAGUACCAACCAUCCAACAAACCACCCACUCUACACCUCCAGCCUCAGAACACACACAAAUACUCCCACGCUGAGAAGGAUAAGGACGACCCCAGGUUAGCAGCGGGAGGAUUAGAGAUUGUAGAAACUAGACCGGCGGAAACUAGAUGUGUUAGAGAAGACGCCGAAGGAGUGGAGAAUAGAGGAACCAGAGACCAGGAAAGAGGAGGAGGAGGCGGAGGAGGAGGAAGAAGAGAAGGGGAAGAAAGAGUGCGUAUAGAGGGAGGAAGAGAAGUGGAUAAGCGGUGGUGUCCUCUAGUUAUCAUCUUCCUGAUCCUUCUAGUAGUCAUCUUCCUGGUCGUGGCGGCUCUCAUCCUGUACUUCAACUAUACGACCGUGGAGGACUCGCCUGCAGAGGCCGCAGAGAGUGACGAAGAGGAGCUGUGCCAGGGUGUGGUGUGUCCGUAUGGAGAGUGCCAGCGAGGAGAGUGCCUGUGUCCGUCGGGGUGUCGUAGCGACAGACCCGUGUGUGGCACUGACGGGGUGACAUACGCUUCACGAUGCCAUCUUCUAAGAUAUUCUUGCACUUCCGCAGCCAACGUCACCUUGGCUCACGCCGGCGCCUGUCGUAAGUACUUCCUGCAUACACGAACACCUUUUCCUGUGAUUGUGUAUAUAUAG